UCAUUCUUUUUCUGCAGCAAAGGAUUGUUCUGAAAAUUGAUAUGAGCGAGAAUGAGAAAGCAAUAAAGAAAGCUAUGAAACUCGCGUCAGGAACAUCAGGUGUGAGAUCUGUAACGAUUCACGGACAGAACGAUCAGUUGGUUGUUGUGGGAGCGGGAAUUGACACCGCCGAGCUAACACGUCUGCUCCGGAAGAAAGUUUGUCCCACCACGUCCAUCGUCACCGUUCAGGCCGCACCGCCUCCGCCGCCCCAGCAGCAGCAGCAGCCACCGCAGUUUCAUCUAAUGGAACAUCACAACGAGAUGGCUCCGGCGAGAAGAUGCAUAUGCGAGAUACCGAAUUCGGGUUUCUGCGGGUUUUGUAGACUACCCUCUUACCAGAUGGUAGCUCUGCCAUAUCCAGCUCCCCUGGUCUACCGUGAAGAAUCUGAUGGUUGCAGAAUCAUGUGAUGUGAAGCAUUCAACUUUGAGUUGAUGAUAUUUGUUUGAGUUUCUUUUUGUUUAUACAAGUUAAGACAUUUUAAAAUUCGUGGUGCUGUAAAUAUUGUGACGUGUGACAAUGGGACUAAAAAAAAGAUUCAUUAA
This is a messenger RNA of Brassica napus (rape), 584 nucleotides long. Its product is annotated as heavy metal-associated isoprenylated plant protein 41-like. The record is from RefSeq and is a predicted model, not a curated record. The transcript has 2 exons. Lineage: Eukaryota; Viridiplantae; Streptophyta; Magnoliopsida; Brassicales; Brassicaceae. The coding region runs from base 42 to 449 and encodes 135 amino acids.